AUGAUUUAAACAUAGCCCCAUCUUCCAAAAGAGUGGAUUGAUUUCUUAGAAAAGAUUAAAAACUUAGACCCAAUUGAUGUAGAAACAGUAACUCAAUUUGUUAAAGUUCGUGUUAAUCACUUUCCAACAGACUAAUAAAUGACAGAGUACUAUGAAGAAGUAUUUUCUAAGUAAUAUAUAAUUUAUACUAUAUUUAGAUCUACAAGUGAUGUAAAUAGAAAAAAAUGGCAUUAAUAAGAUAAAAAUUUACUUAUAUGGUGUAUGACGAAGCAUUUAAUGUCAUAAAAUAGAUUGGAACUAAUUCCUGUAAUAGUUAUAAAUAUUAAUUAAGAAUGAUAAUGAUUGGGAAUACGUAUCAAAAGUUCUAUGUGUAGAAAAGAAUUUGGUGGAAUUAAAAUGGAUAUCUCUUCUUCAUUCUAAUUUAAAAAUCUCUCCUUGGUCAAAGGAAGAAGAUUAAAUUCUAAUAAGUAUUGCAAAGUAUCCUUUUUUAUUUAAUAAUAAAGUGAUCAUUAUUAUAAAAGCAAUUGGACUGAAUUAACGAUUAAAUUUAAUUCACUAUCUUCAACAUAGAGGUAUCCAAAACAAAUUAGAGAAAGAUGGAACAAUGUGCUGAACCCUGAAAUUUCUAGGUCAACUUGGAGUUAAGAAGAAAAAAUUCAGUUGCUUUCAUUGAUUUUGAAUUAUGGUAAAAAAUGGUCUAAAAUAUAAUGUGAAUUAAGAGGAAGAAGUGAAAAUUAAAUUAAAAAUUAAUACAAUGGAAUUAUUAGAAAUUUAAAAAGAUUUAAUGUAAUCAUUGUAUCUAAUUAGUAGGUCUAAGAAAGUGAAGAAAGAUUGCUAAUACAAGCAAUCAUUCAAAAUCCUAAUCAGAAAUUAAGUUUGACAGUUACAUAAUUCAUGUCAGACUUCUUAACUAGAAAAGAAACAUCAAAAAAUGUAGAAUCUCCAAAACUUACUGAAUCAUAAAUUCAAAAGAAAAUCUCCGUUGAUCCACUUCCUCAAGAAAAUGGUAUUACUGCGACAAGUAUUUUUUUUGUUGUUAUUAUAAUAGAUAUUUAAUAAGAAGAAAAACAGUAUUAAUUUGAAUAAGUCUAACAAUAGAUGCUUUAAACAUCUAUUAAAUAAAAUUUAUAAUUCUCCAUUCCUCAAUAAUAACAUUUUUAUACUAAUCCAACAUCAUCCAAUCAGUAUUUUCAUAAUAAUAUUUAUUCAAAUUAUUACAUCAAUUACCAACAAUAAAAUUAACAAUACUUGAAUUACAAUAAUUACAAUUAAAUAUAAUAGUAAAUACCAUAUUAAUAAUAUCACUAUGGAUAUUAUUAAUGA
This is a messenger RNA of Paramecium sonneborni, 1323 nucleotides long. The record is from the annotation of a GenBank genome assembly. Lineage: Eukaryota; Ciliophora; Oligohymenophorea; Peniculida; Parameciidae.